AUGCAGCGGCACGAGGCCUUCACCGAAUGGGCACAAGCACGCGGCGUGGAGAUUGGGAAGGUAAAGCCUGCGAGACUUCCAGGGCGCGGUCUAGGACUGGUAACGACGGCCUCGGUGAAGAAGAACCAGCGCAUCCUAUUCGUUCCGGAGAAGGCCAUGUUCAAGCCGGACUCAGCGCUUCUUAAACAGCAUAACCUCCAACACGCAUCUCCCCAAGCACAACUUGCGGUGAGCGUGCUCGCAGCGUGCGCGACACAAGUGUCCGCUAUUGCUUUGUGGGAAGCGACAUGGCCCACAGACACAGACUUUGAACAGGGUAUGCCAAUGAGAUGGGACGGGUGUCUGCAAGAUCUCUUGCCACCGUCUGUGCAACAACCGCUUCAGAGACAGCAAGACGACUACAUGAAAGACGUGGGUUCUGUGCACACCUUCCUCAGGCACGCCAGGGUCACAGAGCAGCGCUUCCGUUAUUAUUGGUCGAUAGUGAACAGUCGUAGCUUCCACUGGAAGCCUCCCAAGGGCAAGGCGGGAUCAAUGGUGAUGUGCCCGUUCAUCGAUUACACUAACCACGGGCCGACUGGAACUGGAUGCAACGUGUCCCAGCGGUCCAAUGGGUAUGAAAUGCUUGCAAAUCGAGACUACGAUGCCGGGGAAGAAGUGCUCUUCACAUACGGCGCGCACUCCAACGAUAAACUCCUCGUACAUUAUGGCUUCAUCUGCGAAUCACCACCCGGUUUGCGUAACAAAGACGACGACAUACGUCUCGACCAUCUGUUAAUACCGAAGCUUGAUUCACAUGUACGGGACAAACUACAGGACGUUGGCUUUCUGGGAGCGUAUGCCUUGCUGCCUGCUGAGAACGAGCUGUGUUUUAAGACUCAAGUAGCUGUUCGUGCGGCGCUUUUGACCUCCAAUGAGUGGGAGUAUUUCGUCACUAACGGUGAGGACAUGACUGAGGACCAAACACCGGCAGUUUUGCGCUUCAUGCACCCAUUACUGGUAAGGUACCACAAUGAUGCGACAGGUGAACUUACGAUUAUCGAGGAACAGAUUGUCGAUGGAUCAGGACCGUCCACUCAGCUGCUUCUGUUGCGGAGCAGAUGGCGGCAGAUACAGGAUGCUUUAGAGGCGUUCUUGAAGAUGUGA
Molecule: messenger RNA, 1146 nt
Organism: Baudoinia panamericana UAMH 10762
Lineage: Eukaryota; Fungi; Ascomycota; Dothideomycetes; Mycosphaerellales; Teratosphaeriaceae
Exons: 2
Coding region: 1-1146 (381 amino acids)
Biological process (GO): peptidyl-lysine trimethylation; peptidyl-lysine monomethylation
Molecular function (GO): protein-lysine N-methyltransferase activity; protein binding
Source: RefSeq, a predicted model, not a curated record